Culex pipiens pallens (northern house mosquito) is the source of this 1773-nucleotide messenger RNA. It is a transcript of the gene phtm, whose product is annotated as cytochrome P450 306a1. The coding region runs from base 210 to 1730 and encodes 506 amino acids. The record is from RefSeq and is a predicted model, not a curated record. The transcript is spliced from 6 exons. Gene Ontology annotation, biological process: xenobiotic metabolic process. Gene Ontology annotation, molecular function: heme binding; oxidoreductase activity, acting on paired donors, with incorporation or reduction of molecular oxygen, reduced flavin or flavoprotein as one donor, and incorporation of one atom of oxygen; iron ion binding. Lineage: Eukaryota; Metazoa; Arthropoda; Insecta; Diptera; Culicidae. Gene Ontology annotation, cellular component: cytoplasm; intracellular membrane-bounded organelle.
UCCGGUCGAAACAGCUGAAGCGAGUGUAAAUGAAGUUGUUUUGACGAGAACGGAGGAUCAUUCUUUAGAAUUUGAAAGUGUAAUUGGUGCUCACUCUGAUUGAUAUUCAUAUGGAGUGAGACCAAACGGGUGCGAGUGCUUUCAGCUGAAGAAGUGAACGAACAGUAUUGUUUUAAAAGUGUUCAGAAGAGGAGAGCCAACCCGACAAAAUGUACUUACUUUUGAUCAUAACCACGAUUGUCAUUUACUCAAUUUGGACCAUUCUCGAUCGUCGCGGCAAACCUCCAGGACCAUUUGGUCUCCCCGUGGUUGGUUAUUUGCCAUUUUUCGAUUCCCAAAAACCGUACGAAACACUCACCAAGCUCAGCGCCAAGUAUGGCCCGAUCUUUGGACUUCACAUGGGCCAGGUGUACGCAGUCGUCCUGACGGAUCCCUCCCUCAUCCGGGACGCCCUGAAGCGCGAAGAGCUGACCGGACGUGCCCCGCUCUUCAUCACCCACGGUAUCAUGGGAGGACAGGGAAUCAUCUGCGCAGAAGGCAAUCUGUGGCGCGAUCAACGGCGUCUGUCUAGCGAGUGGCUGCGCAAGAUGGGCAUGACUAAAUUCGGCCCAGCCCGGGCGACCCUCGAGGCCCGCAUCGUAGCCGGUGUGAAUGAACUCGUACAGGACCUAAAGGCGGAAUCAGAGAAAGUGUUUGCCUUUGAUCCUGCACCAUUUGUGCACCACAUUCUAGGAAAUCUACUGAAUGACCUCGUGUUUGGGCUGCGGUACGAUCGGGACGACGAGACGUGGCGAUACCUUCAGCACCUACAGGAGGAAGGCGUCAAGCACAUUGGCGUUUCAAUGGCGGUCAAUUUCCUGCCAUUUUUAAGACAUCUGCCUGCGAGCAAAAGGAUAAUUGAAUUUUUAUUAAAUGGCAAAGCAAAAACUCAUAAAAUUUACGACUCGAUCAUCGAAGAGCGACGCAGAGCACUGCCUGAGGAUGCAGGCGACGGUGGCGACCAGGAGGGAAAGGUCAAUGACCCGGCCAACGGCGAUUGCAUUCUAACAAAUUUCGUGCAAGAGACUCGUCGGCGGGAAGCGGCCGGCCGUCCGGAGUUGGCCUUCUGCAGUGACGCCCAGCUGAGGCAUCUUUUGGCUGAUCUUUUCGGGGCAGGUGUUGAUACAACGUUCACCAGUUUGCGCUGGCUGUUGCUCUUUGUAGCGCUCGAUCGAGACGUACAACAGCGGCUGCGGCGUGAACUUUGCGCUCUGCAGCGUGAGCCAACGCUCAACGAUAUUGAUUCGCUGCCUUAUUUGAAAGCUUGCGUGGCCGAGGCUCAGCGAUUGAGAACGGUGGUGCCCCUCGGUAUCCCACAUGGCACUGUUUCGGACACCAAUAUCGCUGGCUUCAAAAUCCCCAAAGGAGCGAUGAUCAUGCCCGUGCUGUGGGCCGUCCACAUGAACCCUGAUCUGUGGUCCGACCCCGAUCGUUACAAUCCGGAACACUUUCUGGACGAAUCUGGCCAGUAUGUUGCUCCCGCGCACUUUCUGCCUUUUCAAACCGGCAAGCGAAUGUGUCUCGGUGACGAACUGGCCCGUAUGAUCUUGUAUCUUUACACCGCCCGAAUCUUUUGGCACUUUGAGCUGGACGUUUUCGACGGCAAGGCGGUCGACUUGACCGGAAUCUGCGGAAUCACGCUGGCUCCACCAGCGUAUGAAAUCAUCUUUAAGAAGUGCUCGCCCAAGUGAACAAUGUCAUCAACAGUAAAUAAAACACAAAGAACCAUUUAAG